AUGAGCCAGCCUGUGUAUCGCCAGGUCGACGGUUAUGUCGUCAGCACCGCAUUCGUCGACGAAUUCGUCCGUGAGGCUCUCAGAUAUAAGCCACAUCCGGACGACAUCUUCAUUGUAAGCUACCCAAAGUGCGGAACAACAUGGAUACAGCACAUAGUGUACAACAUCCUCAACAGCCGGCCGCCACCGAGAGGCCUGCUCGAGCAGAGUAACGCCAUGCCAUUCCUGGAGUUGCAGGGUGCUGAGUCAGCGAGAGUCAUGCCUAGACCGGGAGCCAUUAAAACUCACAUGCCGUUUCACUUGCACCCUUAUUCCAAAGAGGCUAAGUACAUCUAUGUAACCAGAAAUCCUUACGACUGUUGCGUCUCCUACUACUACCACACCAAGGGCCUGCCAGAGUAUCGCUUUGAAGACGGCACUUUCGACGAAUUCUUCGACAUGUUCCUCGAAGGUCAUGUGGACUUUGGGGACUACUUCGAGCACGUUCUGUCCUGGUACGAGCGGAGGUUCGACCACAACGUCCUGUUUGUGACCUACGAGGAUCUAAAGAAGGACACUGCCGGAUGGAUCAUGAGGAUUGCGGACUUUAUCGGUGAAGCGUAUAGUUGUGAGCUAAGGCAUAAUAAGUGCGCGCUUUCGCAUCUCGCAAACAACACAAGUUUGAAAGCUAUGCAGCAAAGUGUGAACGAAGAUAUCCGGAAACUGCAAAAACGCAUGAAGUCCAUCUCUGAGGAUAAGAAGCCGCGCUAGAUAAAGGUGAUUGAAGCGGCAGUCGGGGAAGAAAUUAUGAACAAACCCAUAACCGUAGAUUUUGUACGGAAGGGAGUAGUGGGUGACUGGCGGAAUCAUUUCACGCCUGACCAGGUGACUCGCAUGAAAAGUACCAUUGCUGCUAAAACUGCUGGAAGCGAUGUUAUGAAUUUGUGGAACGGCAUCGGACUGCCUUGA
This is a messenger RNA of Rhipicephalus sanguineus (brown dog tick), 948 nucleotides long. Its product is annotated as sulfotransferase ssu-1-like. Gene Ontology annotation, cellular component: cytoplasm. NCBI's taxonomy places the organism in Eukaryota, Metazoa, Arthropoda, Arachnida, Ixodida, Ixodidae. The transcript has 3 exons. Gene Ontology annotation, molecular function: sulfotransferase activity. The record is from RefSeq and is a predicted model, not a curated record. Gene Ontology annotation, biological process: sulfation.